AGCAAUCUUGCCCUAUCGUAUGCAGGAUCGGGCGGCUCGGGGCCCCGUCAUUUUUCUUGUCCUCCUCGCAUUCCAGCUCAUCUCCACCGUCACCGGGCUCAGAUCCUGUGCAGGCAUGCGAGCCCGGGUCUUGCCGGGAUUCAUAUUUCGACUUCACAACAACCAGAAUGGGGAAUUCUCUGCAAUUUUGACACUCCCAUACCGGAGAUGGGGACCUUCAUUGCGCUCUUGUAUUAAUGUUCCUUAUCAACGGGGCUCGACUGCAUCGACCGUCUCCACUCCAGGUACCACCCAACCUGCUCCUAGACCAAAGAGCCUACAGGACCUACGGGAAAUUGCUUCGUUUUUCCCGGGUACUCCAAAAGACAACAGUACUGCCUUUUUCCACGCCUCUUGCGAAUUUGCCACCGUCCCAGAGGCAGUCGCUACGGCCUUGCAUAUGUCCCAUGAUCGCGCAGCAAAGCUUCACGAGAUCGGAGCUGUUUAUAUCUACAGGCAGAAUAAAUUUCGGCGCACUCACUUGAUAGAGAAGUAUCCACCUUCAACGGUUUUGGAAGGAGACCUCUUUCGGGUCUACUUAUUCCCACGCCGUUUCCCGGAAUGCAUGAUUGACUAUACCUUCCGGGUAAUAUGGGAGAACGACGACCUGCUUCUGGUGGACAAGCCUCCUGGCUGUCCCUGUUCCUUGCACGUCUCAAAUGCACUCGAAGCAUUGGACGUGGCAGCCUCGGCAAGUUUGGGCCUUAACCUUAUCCGUAUGAAUCGCCUUGAUGUCGUCACUUCCGGGCUCGUGCCUCUGGCCAAGACCGCGCAGGGUGCCACUCGUUUUUGGGAGGAGAUACGCCGCGACCGGCUAGGCAAGAGGUACAAAGCCCUCCUGACGGGCCCCGUCCCCGUGGGUCUCCUCGAGCACUACAUGCCAGGGAAAAUCAUCCACCGCCGGCCCGCCCCCCGCGCCAUCAGCCGGCGGCCUCUGCCGGGCUGGAAGCUCUGUCAGACCCGCGUCUUGUCCUGCCAACCCGUCGCUUUCUCAGAGUUGAACUUGGUCGCUAUCCACGAUGGUCAAGAUGGCGGCUCUGGCGGCGAGAAGGACCUGCCGCCCUCUCUUUACGAGGUCGAGGCCGAGCUUGACCCACCAACUUCGCGCAUAUGUAUGCCCCAAUGA
Molecule: messenger RNA, 1165 nt
Organism: Nannochloropsis gaditana CCMP526
Product: ribosomal pseudouridine
Exons: 5
Coding region: 20-1165 (381 amino acids)
Biological process (GO): pseudouridine synthesis
Molecular function (GO): pseudouridine synthase activity; RNA binding
Source: RefSeq, a predicted model, not a curated record